Molecule: messenger RNA, 5595 nt
Organism: Vicugna pacos (alpaca)
Lineage: Eukaryota; Metazoa; Chordata; Mammalia; Artiodactyla; Camelidae
Product: proton-coupled amino acid transporter 2
Biological process (GO): proline transmembrane transport; L-alanine transport; proton transmembrane transport
Cellular component (GO): vacuolar membrane
Molecular function (GO): L-proline transmembrane transporter activity; L-alanine transmembrane transporter activity; glycine transmembrane transporter activity
Source: RefSeq, a predicted model, not a curated record
UUAUGUGUGGUCCCUGAACAAGCAAGUUUUCUUAAUAAAAUGAGUGGGUUUCUCUGUGGGGCUGCUACAGGGAAUGAGAACUUGCCUCCACCACUCCUGCAAGUUUCUCAGUUGCCUGAGAAAGCAGUUGCUGGCCAGGAGGAGAUGUCCCUUUUCCUCUUUGGAGCUGAAAACUCUCAUGCUUUAUUUUCACUUUAAUUCUGACAAAUUCUAUUAAAGUAGCCAAUUUAAGGGAAACAACAGGCCAGUCUCCUACCUAAUCACCCAAUACGAACUUACUUAGAGUUUUUUUUUAACUGGAUAACCCAGGUACCACUUCUUGAAACUAAUUUCAAGAAAAACCUUGAAAGAGUUAAUCUACCACCAAAUAAAAACAAAGAGUUUAUCCACCACCAAAUAAAAGUUAGGGUCAUCAGCCAAUAAAGUGAAAUCCAAUACCAAAGAGAGGCUCACCUAAAUUUCGUCUGGACUCACCAAGGAGCAGACAGGCACAAGGGGCUGCUGUUAGUAUCAAGAUUCUGGAUCCUCAUUGAGCUCAGACAAAGGAGAAAAGUCUGCUCUGGAUCCCUUCAUAGUCACCUGAAUUGUCAACUGAAAGAAAAUUGCGCAACAUAAAACUUGUGAGUUAAGUUUUAUUUGGGGAACUUACUGAGGACUAUAGCCCAGGAGACAGCCUCAGAUACCUCUGAGGAAGUGCUCCGAAGAGGUAAGGGUGGAACCAGGAUAUAUGAGUUUUUUGCUGGGAAAAAAUACAAACAAACAUCAAAAGACCACUACUAAUCACAAGGAACACAUAUCUCAAGUUAAAAGUUGUAGUGCUUUUAUUUGUAUGGGAAGGUACAAGAAUUUGGGUUCAUUGAAGUUAUUCCUUAGAUAAGCAUCUUAACUACCUAGGGCCAGUAUCCAAAGCACAGAAUUCCCCUCAGGGCGCACUGUCAGUAUCAGUCGGCAACUGACUUGAUCGGCUUGAGGUUGUAGAAAGGGAAUGACAGGCACUACUCUUUGUUUACCAGAAUGACAGACAACAUCUUUUGUUUUCAAAUGCCAGUCUCUAAAAUUCAUUUGGAAAUUUGAUUGAUGCAUGAAACCCCAAAGUCUUGAACCACAUAAGCUAUGUACAUGGGAGUGUUUUUUGUUUUUGUUUUUUAAUUUUGGAGUUUCUACUAUGCAUUAGGCAUAGUAGGGGAACAGGAUAACUAAACUACAGCUUCAGAGGCUUGAAUUCAAAUUAGAGCUCUGCCUCUAAUACUAACUGGGUCACCUUAGGCGAGUGAAGUAAACUUUCUGAGCCUGGGUUUCCUCAUCUAUAAAGUGAGGAUAAUUAAUAGUGCCUACCUUAUGUAACACACUUAGUCUAAAGCUAGGCACAAGUGAGUUAGUAUUAGAAUUAUUACCUAGGCAAUGGGAGAACCACAGUAAACAGCCACAGGCAAUGAAAAGGUGCCUGAGGGAACAAGGAUAAGGUAAUAAAUUUCACUCAUGUAUUGGUUGCAUUGUUGUUUCUGAAGUCCCUAACUUCCAGCCCAAAAGAGUACUUGUGUUCAUCUCUAUAGAUUAUACCACCUCAGGCAAAGCAUUCCCCAGAUCUCUGCCUCGGAUAUCUAUUAAAGAGUGGGCAAGUCCUCCUACUCCCCAGAAUAUUAGAACUCAAACUCUGGCCAGUAUCAGAACCACCUAGGGAACGUAGUAAAAACAAAAAGGCCCAAAUUCUUCCUACUUCAGUGAGUCUGGGUCUCUCUGUGCUUUAUUAUCUUCCCAGAUGGUUCUGAUAACACACCAACUUUCCAAACUGCCGUUAAAGAAAAAAAAAAAAAAAGACAAGGCUCCCUAGUUAUUCUAAAGGAUGAUAAAAGAUUAUCAUGAUUAAAAUCCCAUUUGUUCCACUGUCUGUGCAGAUGUCAAGCAGUUUAGGCAGUCCUUACAUAAGUUGCUUGUGCCCCAAGGGAAGCUAGGCCUGUAUCUCAGCAUCCAUUGAGAAUGAAAAGCGCAGUCCCUGGGGGCUUCAGUUCUUCAAAAGUCUUCUAUAACCUAGUGCCUGUGUCCCAGCAAGGGGGAAAGAGGAGCAAUACCUUUCCUAGGGUCACAUCAGCUUCACAGUAGAGCCGUGGUGGAACCCAGAGCCGCAGAUGCUUGGGCCAGUGUUAGAAGGGCUUAUCUGGAGGCUCCCACCCUGGAGGAUGCCCUCCUGCCUGCGGACAGGUGGUACAAGUUGGAAGUCUGCAGGCAGUGCCCUGCAAGUAUUCGUUUACCUGAUAUCUGGAAAGGACCCCAGCAAAAUUCUGAUAUUCCAGCAAACCCUUUCCCAAAGGUUUGAAGAUUAACUUGGGGUCUUCUCACAACUGGAGAGGAAACAAGAACUAGCCUUAUACCUAAACAUCUCAAGAUCCUUGACAAUCUUAUUGACCAAUCUUGUUGCCUCAGCCAGAACAAAGACCUGUCAGUUGGAUGAGAUCUGAGAUUAGAAUUGCAUUAUGGACUCUCAACGCUGUGAAUAAACAGGCCAGAGGAUGCAUCUUGCCUCCUCAGGCCAGAAAUACUGCCACGUAAUGGUGCCAGACAAGUGAAUAGAGGAUUUUUCUCAAACCGCAGUGUUUCCGUUGAUUCAGGGUAAGAAACUUGAAGGGUGGGGCCAGUAUUCAAACCUGGGGGUCAGUGUAGUGGUCAAAGCUACAGGCUUCAGAGAUAGAAAGAUAUGACAAGGGCAGAGUUUGGGCUCUGCGAAGGAGUUGUUGUGGCCUUAAGCAAGCUAUUGUUUACUUCCCUGAGCCUCGGUUUCCACAUGUGUGAAAACAAAAUAACAGUGCUACCCAGAAAAGUAGACAGGCUUUAUGGGGUCUGAAGCUUAUACCCUGGGAAUGAGGUUGUGGGUAGGAGUAAGGGGUGGAGAGGGCCUCUUUAAGAAAAAGAAUACAAAAUUACAAAUUCAAAAUUGCCUGGAGGACCUUGGAAAGGGCCCCAUGUAAGGGAGGGGCUCAGGCAAAUCUAUCUCAGUUGCUACCAGUUAGUUGUGAGAUCAUUUAAGUAAAGCUCAUGGCACAUGGGAUAAUGGUACGGGGAGUGGUAUGGCUUGAGUAAAAUGCUAUAAUUUUGAAGGAGGAGGAAAUUUUGGCCCAUUCAUCUGUCACUGAAGUAGAGAUAAUGACAGAGAAUGGAACACUAGAGAAACCUCCAAAACCUUCUUUAGCUGCAGAGUUCUAUCCUGACUGUCACAUGUGACCUUAGGCAGAUCACAGCCUCUCCUGAUGCCAGCAUCCUACCCAGUGAAGUGUGGCUAGGGGUUGUACAAUCUCUGCCUCUCCUCCCCUUCCCAAAAGAAUCCCCAUUCCUCUCUCCCUGGAGCCUCACAGAAGCUAAGAAGCAGUUAGAGGUGAGUAAGUGCUCCUUUUUUUCCAGCUUAAGAAAGGGGAGCUCCCAGAGGAUGCCUUACAACAAAUACACAGCCAGUGAGAAGUGGAGCCCCUGUCCUGGGUUGAAUAAGGAGGUGGGGGUGUGUAGAUAGUUUCUUAGAGGCAGAAAUAGGGCAUUGGUUAAAAAGCCUGAUGCACUGGGCUAUCGUCCUUACUCUGGCACUUUCUAGCUUAGGCAGAUCCAUUUAGUUCAGAGCCUGAUUUCCUCAUCAUUUAAUGUACAGGAUUAAAUGAGAAAAUAAAGGUAAAGCACUUAGGAAGAGUGUCUAUCCCUUAGUGAAGUGAUUAAUAAAUAUUAGUUAUUAAAAUGAUCAGUGUUGUAGUCGCUGUUGCCAUUACUGUAUUAGGUAAACAUGGAUGACUACUUUCCCAAAACCCUCCCUUCCUCUCCUCCUGCUGAUGAGUGAUCCUCUUCCACUGGGCUUCUUCAGGCAGGAGGAGCACCCUCCGGGGGAGGUGGGCGGGGCUUCAUUCUAGCUUGGCCAGAGCCUGCUAAGGCACAAGCCGCUGAGCUGGAGUUUGCACCUGACUAGACACCUUCCUGCUCAGUGCAGACCCCUGACCAUAGCCAGGAGCCCUGUCUUUCUGAAGCAGUUAUGCCCGAGACAAAGAGUGCUGAGGGUCCCCCAGGAGCUGUUGACCUCAAAAUGGACCUCAAGUCCCCUCCCCAAAGUGCCGAGAAGCUGCAGAACAAGGACUCCGGUUUCUUGGAUGGGAGCCCUUCAGAGUCGCCGGGCUUGGAAACGACGAAGGGCAUAACAGCAUUCCAGACCUUGGUUCACCUGGUGAAAGGUAACAUAGGCACAGGGAUCCUGGGACUACCCCUGGCUGUGAAGAAUGCAGGCAUCCUGAUGGGCCCGCUCAGUUUGCUGGCCAUGGGCCUCAUCUCCUGCCAUUGUAUGCACAUCCUGGUCAGGUGUGCCCAGCACUUCUGCCACAGGCUUAACAAACCGUUUAUGGACUAUGGGGAUACAGUGAUGCACGGACUAGAAGCCAGCCCCAGCACCUGGCUCCGGAACCAUGCACAUUGGGGAAGGCAUAUCGUGAGCUUCUUUCUCAUAGUCACCCAGUUGGGCUUCUGCUGCGUGUACAUUGUGUUUCUGGCCGAUAAUUUAAAACAGGUAGUGGAAGCAGUUAAUGGCACCACCAGCAACUGCCAUGACAACAUGACAGUGAUCCUGAUGCCCACCAUGGAUUCACGACUCUACAUGCUCACCUUCCUGCCCUUCCUGGUGCUGCUGGCCCUUAUUCGGAACCUCAGGAUCCUGACCAUCUUCUCCCUGUUGGCCAACAUCAGCAUGCUGGUCAGUUUAAUCAUCAUCAUCCAGUACAUCACCCAGGGAAUUCCAGACCCCAGCCAGUUGCCACUGGUAGCAAAUUGGAAGACCUACGCUCUCUUUUUUGGAACAGCCAUUUUUUCAUUUGAAAGCAUUGGUGUGGUUCUGCCCCUGGAAAACAAGAUGAAGGAUGCCCGCCGCUUCCCAGUCAUCCUGUCUUUGGGGAUGUCCAUCAUUACUGCCUUGUACAUCAGCAUCGGGACUCUAGGCUACCUGCGGUUCAGAAAUGACAUCAAGGCUAGCAUAACCCUUAACCUGCCCAACUGCUGGCUGUACCAGUCGGUCAAGCUCCUCUACAUCAUUGGCAUCCUGUGCACCUAUUCCCUGCAGUUCUACGUCCCUGCAGAAAUCAUUAUUCCCUUUGCCAUCUCCAAGGUGUCACAGCGCUGGGCACUGCCUCUGGACUUGUCCAUCCGCCUUGUCAUGGCCUGCCUGACGUGCAUCUUGGCCAUCCUUGUCCCCCGCCUGGACCUGGUUCUCUCCCUGGUGGGCUCCGUGAGCAGCAGUGCCCUGGCCCUCAUCAUCCCACCCCUCCUGGAGAUCGUCACCUACUACUCAGAGGGUAUGAGCCCCCUCACCAUCAUCAAGGACGCCCUGAUCAGCAUCCUGGGCUUCGUGGGCUUUGUGAUGGGUACUUACCAGGCCCUGGACGAGCUGAUCCAGUCAGAACACCUUCUCACCUUUCCCAACUCCACCACUUUUACUUAGUGAAAAUGGCACUGCUUCUUACCCACCAGCACCUGACUUUUAAUGAUAUAAACCUCUUUUAUAUGCAUUUAUAUGUGUUUUGCUGUUUUACCUUUCUCUGGGCUAAGCCACAGUGAAACAAGCACAGACUCACCAGCUACAAA